GGACUGAGCGGCGGUCAUAUUUUGUACCGCUAUGCGGUACAUCUAGUUUGUAUUGUUAAGAUGGAAGCAGUCAUUUCACUUCACUUUCACAAAUGCAUUGUAGGAUGACAUUCUAUAUAGGCUUAAAUAUAUGCAAUUUUGCCUCAUUGCAUCAUUUUAGACUGACAUCAUUCCAAAUGAAAGUGAGAAAGUGAAAUGGGCACGCCCAACAAAAGCCGACCCUUCAUUUUUCAUUUACGACGUCAGCGCAGCGGGUACACGCAACUCUUCGCUACGCCACUUGAUAGUAUUCGUAAUCGACGAGAAUGACAAAACAACUAAAAAGAGACUUUAAAUGUCGUUCAACGUGCCGCUAUUGGAUUGUUUUUUCUAUUUUACAACCAAAUGUAAGAUUUCUUCACUAUGGGCUACAUAUUCGAAAGCGAGUAGCACGCGAAGACGAGAAAAUGGAAGACAAGAAGAGGGGGGAAGAAGGCCUACUACUACACAAGCUUCACUGAAAGCGCACAGGGUGCCUCCUGUAGAUGGCUCCAAAUGUACGAACGCUAUAAUGCGGAAUGCUUCAGACUAUUGAAAGACAUGGGAGGAGAUUUCAAAUCAGACGGAGUGCCCAGACUUCCAGAUACCCAGAUACUUUCAGCCCUAUACCGCUCUGUGAACAGUGCUACGGCUGAUGACAAAAUCAUAUUCCUGCAUGUGGCCACAAAGCAGAUAGUGAGGCUGUUGAACAAUUCAAAUGUGACCAACACUUGGGAUAAGACGAAACUGGACAACCUGCUCAACGUUCUCAACCAGCAGUCUACCAACCUUGGAGAUUGUGCUGCACAAGUGCCGACAAGAAUGUCUAAAUACAGAAAACAACUGAAGAAACACUUCCGUAGCCUGAAGAAGUUCCUGAUAGAAAUGAAAUACAGCAAGCAGUCAUGGGAGCAGAUCAGGAAAGAAGUUGAACGUCAUCUACACCGACUGCUGUACCUAGCCAACACAAUGGUGGAGUACUGAAGAGGCCAUGGCACACAUUGGAUUUAGUAUUUUCAUUUGGUUUGGGGAUAUUUAACUCCCCACAAAAAGACACACAUUCUGAAUUCCGAACAUUCAAUCAAGCUUCUUAGACCAUGCAUUGAGAACAAACUAUUUAUUGUAUUUAUUUAUUUUAAUUUUAUAAUGUAUUUAUUGAUAAGCUGUAUUUAUUUUUGUACUUGAGAAAUGCCUGUUUAAUGUAGAUCAUUAAACUCUUUAUGAUGUAA
Molecule: messenger RNA, 1247 nt
Organism: Alosa sapidissima (American shad)
Lineage: Eukaryota; Metazoa; Chordata; Actinopteri; Clupeiformes; Clupeidae
Product: interferon a3-like
Exons: 6
Coding region: 535-1002 (155 amino acids)
Biological process (GO): defense response
Cellular component (GO): extracellular region
Molecular function (GO): cytokine receptor binding
Source: RefSeq, a predicted model, not a curated record